AUGGCAAGCGACGGUCCCAUCUAUAUCCUCGGGCUGGGGAGUAUCGGGUCGUUCAUUGCGCAAUGUCUCCGCUCGGUCGCUGACCCACCGCCCGUGACGCUUCUCAUCCACAGAGAAAGUCUCUUCCAGGACCUGUCAGCGAAUGACUGGAAACUCGGGCUCCGCGUCGGAGAGCACGGGGAUUUGCAGCAAAGCUCAGGCUUUAGUGCCGAGCUGUUGGGAAAAACAGCUUCGAGCACCAAUCAAAUACGUCACCUGAUUGUCGCUGUCAAGGCAUCGGCAACAGUAGCCGCCCUUGAACCCUAUAAGGAUCGCAUCGGGCGCGAAACUACCAUAUGUCUUUUUCAAAAUGGUCUUGGUCAAAUCGACGAUCUAAACGAGCGCCUAUUCUCCGACCCCUCAGUACGGCCGACGUACAUGUGUGGCGUGAUUCGUCACGGCGUGUAUUUGAAGGCGGCCGUCGAGGCUAUAUUGUCAGGUCCAAAUGGUUGUGUUGAUAUCGGCUUUGUAGAUGGGGAUAAGGCGCGUCGCGGCCGUUUUCUUGUCGAUACUCUCGUGCGAUCGCCGAUGCUUCGCUGUACGGAAUUGAAAGACGCUGAUCUUUUGAGGGUUCAGCUACUCAAGUUAGCUACCAAUUGUGUGCUCAACCCAUUAACGGCGCUUUUGGAUAUUCGCAACGGCGAGCUCUCGGAGAACUCUGCGCUCUGGCCCGUACAACGCCAACUGUUAGACGAAAUAUCAAAGGUUUUUGAGAAUAUCCCUGGAACUCAGGAGAUGAUUUGUGAUGAGGCCCCACAGUUCUCAGUAGCCUUGUUGGAGACCACACUUCGCGAUACUGUGGAAAAGACGGCGCAGAAUUCCAGCAGUAUGCGUGAGGAUGUUAGGAAGGGAAGGAGUACGGAGAUUGAUAACAUCAAUGGGUGGAUUAUCAAAAAAGGCAAGGAAUUGGGUAUUGAUUGUCCAGUAAACACUUGUUUGACUCAGAUGAUACUGGCUAAGAACCGAUCGAAUAUGAUUAGUUAG
Molecule: messenger RNA, 1023 nt
Organism: Penicillium verhagenii
Lineage: Eukaryota; Fungi; Ascomycota; Eurotiomycetes; Eurotiales; Aspergillaceae
Product: 2-dehydropantoate 2-reductase family protein
Exons: 1
Coding region: 1-1023 (340 amino acids)
Biological process (GO): pantothenate biosynthetic process
Cellular component (GO): mitochondrion; cytoplasm
Molecular function (GO): NADP binding; 2-dehydropantoate 2-reductase activity
Source: RefSeq, a predicted model, not a curated record